This is a messenger RNA of Psammomys obesus (fat sand rat), 785 nucleotides long. RefSeq names its product leukotriene C4 synthase (gene Ltc4s). Gene Ontology annotation, cellular component: membrane; endoplasmic reticulum; nuclear envelope. The coding region runs from base 246 to 698 and encodes 150 amino acids. The record is from RefSeq and is a predicted model, not a curated record. The transcript is spliced from 6 exons. Gene Ontology annotation, molecular function: glutathione transferase activity; enzyme activator activity; leukotriene-C4 synthase activity. Gene Ontology annotation, biological process: leukotriene biosynthetic process. NCBI's taxonomy places the organism in Eukaryota, Metazoa, Chordata, Mammalia, Rodentia, Muridae.
CUGAAUAUGUGCAGGGUUCCUCACCCCCUGCAACACGCCUGCUCUCACCAAGCCUCCAGAGGAUGCCACAUCGCUUGCCCAGCACAUCAGCCUGGCCAGGAUCCCUGCCUCUGUGGAUACGGUCAUGCCCCCAGCCCUCCCCGCCUCUACUGAGAAGGGGUGGGGAGUGCUGACGCUCUUCCUCUCCUGGGCUGGAGACUGGCUGAUAAGAGCUCUGCAGCUAACUCUGGCCUGUGGCUGGCACCAUGAAGGACGAUGUGGCUCUUCUGGCGACCGUCACCCUCGUGGGAGUUCUGAUGCAAGCCUACUUCUCCCUGCAGGUCAUCUCCGCGCGAAGGGCUUUCCACGUGUCGCCGCCGCUCACCUCUGGCCCUCCCGAGUUCGAGCGCGUCUUCCGAGCCCAGGUGAACUGCAGCGAGUACUUCCCGCUGUUCCUCGCCACGCUCUGGGUCGCCGGCAUCUUCUUCCACGAAGGCGCCGCAGCCCUGUGCGGACUGUUCUACCUGUUCGCGCGCUUCCGAUACUUCCAAGGGUACGCGCGCUCGGCGCAGCUCAGGCUGGCUCCCCUGUACGCGAGCGCGCGCGCACUCUGGCUGCUGGUGGCGAUGGCUGCGCUGGGCUUGCUGGUCCAUUUCCUCCCCGGUACGCUACGCGCUGCGCUCUUCCGACGGCUCCAGGUGCUCCUGCCGAUGACCUGAGGCGAAGGACUUCCAGAAGACUUUAGAGCAAAAUGCUGGGGUGCCCGCCUCCGAAUCUCAGUUUCUAAUUAAAGUUCCCAUGGCUGA